CUGUGAUCUUAUCAAUGAUUCCAUUGUCGCUGGCGGCCGUGCUGCGCGUGACAAGUUGUUUUCACUGUUUGAAGACCAGCGUCUUGGCAUGUGACUUAUUGUUCGACUAACACCACUCAUUCAUUUACGUUGACCAACAGACCUACAAUAUGGUGACAACUUGCGGUUUCAUUUAAAGAGCGUCACAUCUUGUUUUUUUUUUGUUUCUUAUCAAAUAUUAUUUUUUUGUUUAAUUGUAGAAAGAGUUUCGUAGUUUGAUUCUUUAAACUAAAGAAUUAAUUGAUAUAUAUUUUAAAAUCCAUGGCUGCUAAUACAAUUACUAAACAAAACGUAUUUAUUAAGAAAUAAAAAAUAAUUUGACUCUAUAAAGAACUCUUUCUGAAAACAACAUUUUGUAGUAAAAUGGAUGGAUACUCUUGUGGUCUUGGCGAAGGUUUCUUGGAGUUCUGUGCUCAUGGCUAUUUCAUGGAACCAUCAUACGAUUGUGUCAGCAAUCCUCAAAUGUAUUCGGAGUUUUCACACUUUCAUCCAGACUCGUACUUGGACUCGCCUGAGUCAGACCAGGAGAACUGCGGCGGGUUCUUCGAUUCCAGGCUUGACCACCUGGUGGAGGGUCCGCCCAAGAAGAACCAGCAGCGGAAGGCGGCGAACAUGAGAGAGAGGAGGAGAAUGAAAUCCAUCAACGAUGCUUUUGAACAUUUGCGGAGGCGCAUCCCUUCGAAUGUCAACGCAGACAGGCGACUCUCUAAGGUCGACACGCUGCGCCUGGCUAUCAAGUAUAUUUCAUAUUUAUCAGAACUCGUCAAGACCUGCGGGGACAUGAAGGAACAUUCCAGACAGAGAAGAGCGCAGGAGAAAAUUAUUUUAAAGUGUCACGUGACAGAUUCGGAGGAUUAUGAUUUUGAAAGUGGUCAAACCGUCAUUGGUCAUUCACUGUCCUGGUUUCACAAGCAUGGUGACCCGUCCAACAAGGCCACACUAACUGCCAAAAUUUGGAUGCCUUGUAUUCCGACGGAUUCAGAUCUCAUCAAUCUCAACUCAACGUCCAACCAUUGUAUUGAUACCAUAUGAAAUAUUCGACAUAAGAUUCAUCUGAGACCAGAACUCCUAACAGGAACUGAAUUUACCCAACUUCAACACUGGCCUAUAUUUCUUUUGGUGCAUAUAAUUGGCACUGAUAGACUGGUCAAUUGCAUCAAUGAAAUUCGCCUUUAGCGGAGUGAUUUGUUAUAUUACAGAUGAUAACACGCAGCUAUUAUUCCAAGUUGUGUUUACCAAUAUUUAUACUGCUUUAAAAAAAUAUAUGCAAUUACAAAAUAUAAAAUAAAGAGGUCCAAUAGUGGACAAAACGAGAACAACACUGUAAGCUAUUAGCAGUACAUGUACAUAUGUGAUUCAGACAGCCUCGUUUUCAUAACGAAGUUAAGUCAUUCACAAACAAAGCAGACGAUAUAAAAUCUAGUUGUGAGGACUGCUAAGCAGAUUUGAUUUUGAAACAACACUUAUCGCUUUGUUUCUUUACAGCAUUGUGUUCAUUCAUAUGGUUCAGUGCACCUUGAGCCUCGUUUUAGUUACUGAGGAAGUGUGCGUCAAGCUAAUCGCCAUUGGACUUAUACUUAAUUACACAAAGACAAACGGCUUGAAUGAAUCCAAUCAUCUUCAGAAAGCUGUCCCAUCAAGGCCCAGCAAACAGUUUAAGUUUAAAUGAUGAUGAUGUCGGCUUCGCAAUUAGUUUACCUAAGUUACAUCGCAUUAUAAACUGAUUUAUCAUUAUAGCAUUUAAAAUAAAGUCAACGCUAUUGUUGUACUGAGCAAUUAGUUCAGAAACUAUAAUAGCCUUAUGCCGCCUUCGAUCUUCCUUCCUCCUCCCCCGUUAAAACAAGCUACCCCCUUCACCACACACUAUUUAUCUUAGCUAUUCUCUACCAUGAAAUUUUAUAUUGUUAUCAGGGUCAGUGCUGUUUAUUAAGCUGUUAUAUACUCAGACCAAUAGCUCGUUUAUCCCCCCCCCCCUCUCCGACGUAAAGAUUCUUUGUUAAAAAGUGCAAAGGGCAAUGUAACCUAACACGGUUCUCCGUUAAACUCUAAAGGCUCAACACUUGUUUUCUUCCAAUGACCGAAUGUUGAAAGAAAAACACAAUUAGGUUCCAAAAAGUCUUCCACCCUUCUGUCAACCGUCAGCCUUUCAAUAUUUCUGUUUUUUUAAUUAGUGAGAGCUCACUGCUCGACACGCGAGCUCAGGGAGUUGGUGUUUUUUCUUUGAACUUUAAUGGACUACGUUGGCUUGGUACAACAAGUGUCGCUUGUACAAGCUCUGCUCCAAGUUCUGACUUGAAAUCGAAGUGUUUUAUUGUUGACAUUGAUUGCGUGCGCUCCUUAACCAUCAAUUGUGUUCAGUAAUUGGAUAUGUUUUAUGUUUUAAUAAUUAAUAAGUGCAUUGAUUAACUCUAGACUUCUCUUUGAUCCAUGUAGCAUGUAUACUGCCCAUAUCUAGCUUAUAUGCAGCCCAUAAGUUACGUAUAUAUUGCAUAUAUAUAUACAGCCUAUAUGUGGCAUAUAAGAAGCCUAAAUGCAGCUCGCAUUUAGCGUACAUGUAGUCUAUAUGCAGCCCAUAUAUAGACUGUAUGCAGCGUAUAUGUAUGUAGCCUAUAUGCAGCCCAUAUGCAGGUGUAUUCUGAAUGUAAUAAAAUUCUUACAGGGGCGUAGUAUACUUUUUGGUACAUUUGUGGAGGAAGCUAAUGACAAGUAAAUGAGACAACUGUGUCAAGUAUUAACCUAGCUUCCAAACUCCCCCAGCGGACUGUCCCAUAACCUUCUUGUUUUACUUUCGCCUCUUUAUUUUUUAAAUCAUUUGUAAAUUGCACACAUUGUAACUGAUUUUGAUGCAGUCUCUCUGACGGGUUAUGAAGAAUAGCUCUGUGCGAUGUUCAGUAUCGCAAGUCAUUCCAUCAUUCUGAGAUACAUCAGAGAGUUAAUUAGUGAAACAUAUUUUGAUUGAUACAUUUACGAUAUGUCUGUAUGAUAUCAUUGCCUAUUGUACUAUUUUUUUUCCAAACCAUGUAUUGCAACAUAUUUGAGUAUUCUAGUCCUGAGUGUAAAUAAUCUUCUGUAUGAUAGUUUUGUACAGAACGUUUUUUUUUUUCAACUUCGAAUUUAAAAUCCGAUAAUUCAUAUAUAGCCUAAGCCUACACAUUGAAGUACUUUUUCUUACCACAGAUUUAUAUCAAAUUCUUAAAAAUAACGUAGACCAUGACGCAUUAAAUAACUUUAUAGAAAUAUAGUUUGACAGUAGACUAAGUCUUUAUGGUUAUUCAGAGAAGACUAGGAAGUAACAGUGUGGGUGCCUAUCAGUUAUUUGUGCUAAGUCUUUGACCUAAUUCAUUAUUUAUCUUAAGUACUGAAAUUCAGUUAUUUAUAUAUUUUUUUUUUCGAACAAGAAACACAUACAAAAAAAAUAAAAAAUUACAAUACUGUCUGAUGGUCUCUAUGCUAUGGCACAACGAUUCGAUGUGAUAAAAGUUUUUUUCAUUUUAGUCAGAUGCUACAACGAAAUAUAGUGCCUUACUGUAAGAUUGUUAUCUGUUGUUAUUUGUUACAAACUGUUUGC
Molecule: messenger RNA, 3607 nt
Organism: Biomphalaria glabrata
Lineage: Eukaryota; Metazoa; Mollusca; Gastropoda; Planorbidae
Product: pancreas transcription factor 1 subunit alpha-like
Exons: 3
Coding region: 403-1071 (222 amino acids)
Biological process (GO): developmental process; regulation of transcription by RNA polymerase II
Molecular function (GO): RNA polymerase II transcription regulatory region sequence-specific DNA binding; DNA-binding transcription factor activity, RNA polymerase II-specific; protein dimerization activity
Source: RefSeq, a predicted model, not a curated record